Messenger RNA from Macrosteles quadrilineatus (aster leafhopper), 513 nucleotides. RefSeq lists its product as uncharacterized. The record is from RefSeq and is a predicted model, not a curated record. Gene Ontology annotation, biological process: DNA integration. Bases 1 to 513 code for a protein of 170 amino acids. Lineage: Eukaryota; Metazoa; Arthropoda; Insecta; Hemiptera; Cicadellidae. The transcript has a single exon. Gene Ontology annotation, molecular function: nucleic acid binding.
AUGAAAGCUAAACCCACGCAACCUCUUAUGGCAGAUCUUCCAAUCUCACGAUUUCAACAGACCCGAUCCUUUAUUAAUGUCGGAUUAGAUUUUGCUGGCCCUUUUCUCGUUAAAGAAAGCACAAGACGAAAUGCAAAACUAUCAAAGUGCUACAUUGCUGUGUUUGUGUGUAUGGCAGUCAAAGCUGUCCAUCUUGAGUUAGUGCAUUCACUCUCUACUGAAUCUUGUUUAGCCGCUAUAGACAGAUUUAUCGCUCGGAGAGGAAUCUGCCGAAACAUUUACUCUGAUCAAGGUCGCAACUUCGUCGGUGCUGCACGCCAACUACAAGAAAUCUACUCUCUCCUGAAGAACUCCACCUCACAGAUCUCAGAACAUUUGGCUCAACGAGAAAUAAUUUGGAACUUUAACCCGCCAUAUGCCCCAAACUUCGGAGGCCUCUGGGAGGCUGCAGUGAAGUCGACCAAACACCAUCUUAAAAGGAUACUGCAAAACCAUAAUUUCACUGCUGAAUAA